GCUCUCUCCAUAAAAAGGCGCGGUGGUGUUUUGUCCCGAACGCUGUGCCGUAAUUUUGCCGUAAAAUAUCUCUGUCUGUCGCAACGUUUAGUCCAGUAGCAGAGGUCACAACAAACCAUUCAGUAUGGGAGGUGACCACGGCCACAGCAAGCUGUCCAUGCCAGACUGGCGGCAGUGGAAGGUGGAGGGAACACCGCUGGAGUUCACACAGCAGAGGCUGAAGGCCAGGGGCCUCAAGGACCCAUGGGCACGCAAUGAGGCAUGGAGAUACUCAGGCGGUUUCGCUCGUGCUGUGACUCUAUCUGAUGUGCUGUUGAAAGGAUUCAAGUGGGGCUUCGCUGCCUUUACUGUUGCUCUGGCUGUAGAGUACGCCCUUUUCCCACCAAAGAAGGGUGGCCACUAAUGCUCAGCAUUGUUCCUCAGAAACAGACCAUAAUGUAGUGUGAUAAUCUUAUGUAUUUUCUGUUUAUUAAAUAUCUUUUUGAUCACCAAA
Messenger RNA from Lates calcarifer (barramundi perch), 493 nucleotides. It is a transcript of the gene ndufb3, whose product is annotated as NADH:ubiquinone oxidoreductase subunit B3. The transcript has 3 exons. Gene Ontology annotation, cellular component: mitochondrion. Gene Ontology annotation, biological process: electron transport chain; mitochondrial respiratory chain complex I assembly. The record is from RefSeq and is a predicted model, not a curated record. NCBI's taxonomy places the organism in Eukaryota, Metazoa, Chordata, Actinopteri, Centropomidae. Bases 125 to 403 code for a protein of 92 amino acids.